Molecule: messenger RNA, 3279 nt
Organism: Abrus precatorius (Indian licorice)
Lineage: Eukaryota; Viridiplantae; Streptophyta; Magnoliopsida; Fabales; Fabaceae
Product: disease resistance protein RPM1-like
Exons: 2
Coding region: 860-3124 (754 amino acids)
Biological process (GO): defense response to other organism
Molecular function (GO): ADP binding
Source: RefSeq, a predicted model, not a curated record
UUAAGAAAUAUUUAACUUUUAGUUGAACUUACAUAUUUUAUGUUUCCUUUUCAUAUAGGUAUUUAGUUAUCUGCUUCUUGUGAUGCUGUUAGAUUUCAAUUUUUUCUAGUUAUUUAGGUAUAAGAUAUCAACAACAAAUGAAACUCUAGUUAUUAAACUCGACCAAAGAGUGUCUUUCUCGCUAUAAGACACUACCAAGAAAGGCACUUCAUACAGCUAACAAGCAUGAAAUCUAAGUCUCUCUCUACUAAUCUACAGCGUAUGUAACUAAUCUAGAAAGCAAGAGAUCAUGGCAGAGAGUGCCGUGGGUUUUCUUCUCCAAAGGCUUGCACCGAUUUUUCAGAAUGAGAUGAAAUUGUUCCCAGGGGUUCAAGCAGAAGUAAUAUAUCUUAAAGAACGGCUGGAGUCAUUAAGAGCUUUCUUAAGGGUUGCAGAUGCAUUAGAGGAGAGCGAUGAGGAACUCAAAGUUUGGGUUAAGCAACUCAGAGAUGUUGUUUACGAGACUGAAGAUCUUCUUGAUGAAUUGGAACUUGCCCAGGCACAUAACCAGACAAACAGAUUUUGCAUCUCUCUCCACAUCAGGAACAUGAAAGCACGUUAUCGGAUUGCUCAUGAGUUAAAAGGCAUCAACUCACGCGUGAAAACUAUUUUUUGAAUUCAUAAGAGAUUCCUCAGUAAACGUGGCACUGCUUCAGAGGCUUCACAUUCCAUUUAUACAGGAGACACAUGGCAUGAUCAGCGCGGAGAUGCCCUUCUCCUGGACAACACUGAUCUAGUGGGCAUAGAAAGGCCUAAAAAGCAGUUGAUCGGGUGGUUGAUUAAGGGUUGUCUUGGACGAAAAGUGAUUUCUGUUACUGGAAUGGGAGGGAUGGGAAAAACUACUUUGGUAAAGAAAGUAUAUGAUGAUCCAGAAGUAAUAAAACACUUCAAAGCCUGUGUUUGGGUUACAGUGUCUCAAUUUUGUAAAAUUGAGGAGCUUCUCAUAGACUUGGCUCAGAAACUUUUUUCUGAAAUACGACGACCAGUUCCAGAAGGCCUCGAAAUUAUGUGUAGUGAUAAGCUGAAGAUGAUUAUUAAAGACCUAUUGCAGAGGAAUAGGUACCUAGUGGUAUUUGAUGAUGUGUGGCAUGUAUGUGAAUGGCAAGCUGUCAAAUAUGCAUUGCCUGACAAUAAUUGUGGCAGCAGGAUCAUGAUCACCACACGCAAAUCUGAUUUAGCCUUCACUUCCAGCAUAGAAUCCAAUGGUGAGGUGUAUAACUUGCAACCCUUGAAAGAAGAUGAGGCUUGGGAUCUAUUUUCCAGAAAGACUUUUCACGGUCAUUCAUGCCCCUCACAUUUAAUUGACAUCUGUAAAUAUAUAUUACGAAAAUGUGAGGGUCUGCCCAUUGCAAUUGUGGCAAUCAGUGGCAUCUUGGCCACACAAGACAAGCGCAGGAUAGAUGAAUGGGAUAUGGUUUGCCGUAGCCUUGGAGCUGAGAUUCAAGGCAACAGCAAACUUGAUAAUUUUAAAACAGUAUUUAACCUCAGUUUUAAUGAAUUACCUUACUACUUGAAAUACUGUUUCUUGUACUUGAGCAUCUUUCCUGAGGACCAUCUGAUUCAGCGCAUGAGAUUGAUUCGCUUAUGGAUAGCAGAAGGAUUUAUUGAAGCCAAAGAAGGAAAAACAAAGGAAGAUGUAGCCGAGGAUUACCUCAAGGAGCUCCUGAACAGAAACUUAAUACAAGUAGCAGGGACGACAUCUGAUGGAAGGGUCAAAACUUUGCGAAUCCAUAAUCUUCUACGAGAGAUGAUCAUUUUGAAGUCUAAGGACCAAAACUUUACAGCCAUUAUCAAAGAACAAAAUGUAGCAUGGCCUGAAAAGAUUAGGCGCCUUUCCAUGCAUAGCACAUUACCACAUCGACAGCAACAGAGGUCUGUUUCUCAACUCCGUUCCCUCUUAUUGUUUGGGGUUGUUGAAAAUUUAUCCCUAGGCAAACUGUUUCCAGGCGGUUUCAAACUGCUUAGUGUUUUAGAUUUUCAAGAUGCACCUUUGAAGAAGUUUCCAAUAGCAGUUAUUGACCUAUAUCAUUUAAGAUAUCUAAGCUUAAGGAAUACAAAGGUGAAAAUGGUUCCUAGUCAUAUAAUAGGGAAGCUGCAUAAUCUAGAAACAUUGGAUCUUAAGAAGACUUCUGUCAGAGAAUUGCCGGUAGAUAUGCUAAAACUGCAAAAGCUUCGCCAUCUCCUUGUAUAUCAGUUUAAAGUCAAAGGUUAUGCACAGUUCUGCUCCAAAUACGGUUUUAAGGCCCCCCUUGAAAUAGGAAAUUUACAGUCAUUGCAAAAACUUAGUUUUGUAGAGGCCAACCAAGGCGGUGGUACAAUAAUAUUGCAGUUGGGGAAGCUAAGUCAACUAAGAAGGUUAGGCAUCAUUAAACUCAGAGAGGAAGAUGGGAAGGCUUUCUGUUCAUCCAUUGAGAGAUUGACUAAUCUCCGUACCCUCUCUGUUACUUCUGAGGGUGAGAAUAAAUUCAUUGACCUAGAAUUCCUUUCUUCACCCCCUCCGUUACUUCAAUGCUUGUAUUUGUCAGGACAUCUACAAGAGUUACCAAGUUGGAUACCGUCUCUGCAUAGCCUAGCCAGGUUAUUUCUGAAAUGGAGUUAUUUAAAAUAUGACCCACUGUUACAUCUGCAGGAUCUUCCAAACCUUGCACAACUUGAACUACUUCAAGUUUAUGAUGGUGACACAUUGCAUUUCAGGUGCGGAAAGUUCAAAAAGCUCAAGGUUUUAGGUCUUGACAAAUUUGAUGGACUCAAACAGGUGACAGUGGGGAAGGAUGCAAUGCCUUGCCUAGAAAUGCUGAUAAUUGGGCGUUGUGAAUUCUUGAAAAAGGUGCCAUCAGGCAUUGAACACUUGACUAAACUGAAAGUCCUUGAGUUUUUUGAUAUGCCAGAUGAACUGAUGAAGACAAUAUGUCCACAUGGUCCUGGAAAAGAUUACUGGAAAGUUUCACAUAUUCAAGAUGUUUAUUCUACUUACUGGAGAGAUGGUGGUUGGGAUGUUUAUGCACUAGACAGUCUCAGAGAUUGUUCUCCCCAAUCUGGCACAGUCAUGAGAAGUCAUGAUCGUCGCAAUUUGUGUAAGGUGUAGCAAUCUGUUAACUACCUUCAUUGUGGUUAAAAAAAUGAGCAGACUCAUUCCCUGUACAGAAGCCAGCUCUCUAAAUAGUGUAAUCAAUAAUAAUCGUUGUUCAAUAGACUCGUUGUAGAUGAUUCUUCCUGCAUCUCAUAUCUAAAUCCCAUUCU